ACUGUCCCACAGUUGUUUUUUUGUGACACAUUAAUGAGCACAGUCUCUGUAAUGAAGCUUUGUGAUGCAGGAGUGUUAUGGAAUAUGCUAGCACACCGUCUUUGUGAUGCAUGAGUGUGAUGCAAUAUGCUAGCACACCGUCUUUGUGAUGCAUGCUUUGUAAUGCAUGAGUGUGAUGCAUCAUGCUGGCGCAUGUGAUGGAAUAUGCAAUGCGGUGGCACAUGACAGGGUCACAUCAUUCAGGAAAUGUAUAAAUUUAAUUCUAACAGACAAGGCACAAUUCUUUCACCUCAGAAAAUACAAUCGGUGGCGUUUGGGUUUGUAAAACUACCACAAUGUGCUCUGGAGGCUUUGCGAGGUGUCUGGGGAUCAGUCUGAUGCCCCUGGUUGUAGGGUGUGUUCUGUGCAACAUCCUUCUCUUCUUUCCUGGUGGGAACGUUGUGGAUAGUGAAAACAUCACAAAACAAGUCUGGUACUUUGGAGGAAUUUUGGGAUCUGGGGUUUUGGUGAUUUUCCCGGCCCUGGUCUUCCUGUGUCAGAAGAACAAUGACUGCUUCGGUUGCUGUGGCAGAGAAAGCUGUGGGAGGAGAUUUACGAUGCUGAGUUCCAUACUGUUUGCUGCUGUUGUUGGCCUUUUAGGAGCCGGUUAUUCAGUCAUAAUUUCAGCUCUUGCGAUAAAACAUGGCCCCAAAUGUGAGGUUAAAGCGGGCAGUGCAACAACGGGCGAUGCAACAACUGCCAGUGCAACAACGGACAAUCCAACAAAGUGGGAGUAUCCCUUCGAAGAUGGUGCCUAUGUAACUGAUUCAACCAUAUGGUCAAAAUGUACUGCUCCUGUUGGUGUGGUGCCAUGGCAUCUCUCCCUGUUCUCUGUUCUACUGGUCAUGGGUUCAAUCCAGCUGGUGCUGUGCGCUGUGCCGGUGAUAAAAGGGCUCCUAAGUGCUCUGAAUGUGGAAUGCUGUGGUCGGAAUGGUGGAAGCUGUUUCAGCAGUAAGAGAACCUGAGAUCAACUUCAGCAUUACCUUCUUUAUUGUCCAUUUAGAAAAAAAAAAGUUUUGUUAAAAGAGCUACUUGAUUGCAGUGUGAUGUAUAUUAUGUACCCAGUCUUAAGAAAUUUCAACUAACUUCACGCUCCAUUUUUUUUUAAUUUAUGGUUGACAUUUAUAUAAAAUUGGGUGUAUGAUGCAGUGCAGAUUAUUUUGUAUUAUUAUUUUAAUUUAUACCUCUCUGGCAUACAGGCCAUAGGCAAAUUAAUAACAUUCUGUGCAAUGGCAGAGCCCCCCUUUUAGCUGAUCUGAUAGACAAGUUUCCUGAGUGAAAUAUGGGCGCCGCCAUCUUGGAAAAUAUCUGCUUCGAACUUCCGGUUAAGAAAAAAAACUCAUGAGUUCGCAGUGUGUUGACGAAGAUAAAACUGCAAACUAAAGCCAGAGGAACCCACGGAAUCUCCAAAAAUGGAUUCAGCACGACGUAGAUGAGACGUAGAGGAGAUUGUAUAAUUGUUCUCAUCACUUCGUUGAUCAUUCGUCGACAAAAUUAUAACAACCUGUUGACAUGAGGUAUAGAUUGAUACGCCGGCCACUUGAGUGACCAAAAUGAAGUAAAAUUACAAAUUAUAUUACAUUUGCCGAAUUCAGAAAGGCUGACACUGAUUUUGUUGUUAAAAAGUAAUACUACAAGGUACAUUUGGACAACAUGAUUCCAUUUCUUGUUUUAUUCAAAGGGAUUGGUGCAUGUGCAAAACAGGUCAAUAAAUCACAAUUUAUACAAUUGGAAAAACAGCAUACAAGCAUGUGAUAUCAGACCGCCUCCGGAGCCUCGCCAAACUUUCACCUGACAUUACGGCCUCCAGACAGGCUUUCUCAGGCUGUCCUCAGUAAUUCCAGCUCCAGUAGCGUAAAGUUGCUGCAGUUAAAAAGCUCGUAGUUGGAUUUCGGGAAUGAGCUGACGGUCUGCCGCGAGGCGAGCCACAGCCUCCUGCCCCACUGUCUCGGCCGCCCCCGGGUAGAACGGCAUAGUCAAUAAAUGUCGUUCAACGUACAGUAAGUGUUGCUGCGAGGCAUAUCAACUUAUCUUCCCUUGCCGAACAGCAUUUUCCACCUGUAAACAAAUGAACAAAAACUUGAAACCCUUGCGUUUACGCUUUGACAUAAUUGUGCCAUCUACACGUACUGAUUAGCAACAGGCUAGCAGCAGAUACAGUAGUUGUAGUAAAUAAAAUUAAAAGAUAAUUACAAUCAUCGUAAUAACAAUAUCAAAGGCAACAAGUCGUUUCAUGCGGAAGAUUUUAGCUUUAUUUUUUAGCACCGUACACAUGAAAAUGCAGGGAUAGGAAGAACAUACCUUUCAUAACACAGCGGUAACAUGGCUACAAAAACACCCGGUCUUUGUGGUGGCACGAGCUUGGUUCCACAUCUGCCUUCAUGAACAUGUUGUCCUCCUCUGUCGUGAUGAUGGCAGAUGGAUGCUGUAUUUCCAAAUUGUCUUUUUAAGGGAUUUUGAUGAGUAAUGUGACUCCAGCUCAUUGCUUCUAAAUUAUUUUCUGUUACUCUGUUACGUCCCCGCCAGGAAGACGUAAACGUUUCGCAGCCCCCCCAACUCUGCCGCCACUGUAAAUAGUAUAAUUUGUCUAUAAAAUAUAGUAUGAUUUGUCUAUUAAAUUAUUAUAUUGUAGGUACACCUCUGUAUAACGUCCUUUUUAAUAUAAAAAAAGUAAUAUAGCUCAACAUAUACAAUAAUGUAUAACUUUAUUAACAUUGUUUCUUUUGUAACAGAAAAGACUUAAAGCACAUCAAUUUUCCUGAAUUAAAAAAAAAAAGUCACUUCCAAACUGUAAAAAUACACUCAAGCUACAUUUUUUUUUGCCAUUUGAUACUGAAAAAUCAAUAAAUAUUAAUUCACACUGAUUAGCAACAUUAACUCAUGAGGAUAACUAAUUUGGCAGAAAAAACUGAUAGAACCAAAAUAACCGUGUCACUGGACGUUUUAAAUUUUGAUGUAGGCAGAAUCAGCUCCUUCGCUAUGGUGCGGGUUAUUAUGCACUGAGCAACUUGGAAUGUCAACUUAUAUGAAGUUAACAGUGCUCGCUGGUUUACUGAUGUAACACAAAGCGGGCAGAUUGUUGGCAUUAUUCACCACAUUUUCGCUGAAAAAAAAUCAAACAGGUUAUAAAUGUGAUUGGGAUCUAACGUCUUUAAGUGACAUCUUAAUUGAUUUGGCUUCCUGCUCUCCGCUGCAAACAAUUUUAGACACAGUAAACCGACUGGUCUUUCCUCAUCUCCCACUAUAUUCAAAGUCAAAAGCCAAAAGUCAAUCACUACAUACGCUUUGACAUAU
Messenger RNA from Corythoichthys intestinalis (scribbled pipefish), 3333 nucleotides. RefSeq names its product transmembrane 4 L6 family member 4-like. Lineage: Eukaryota; Metazoa; Chordata; Actinopteri; Syngnathiformes; Syngnathidae. The record is from RefSeq and is a predicted model, not a curated record. Bases 336 to 1004 code for a protein of 222 amino acids. The transcript is spliced from 5 exons. Gene Ontology annotation, cellular component: membrane.